This is a messenger RNA of Cylicocyclus nassatus, 2493 nucleotides long. NCBI's taxonomy places the organism in Eukaryota, Metazoa, Nematoda, Chromadorea, Rhabditida, Strongylidae. The record is from the annotation of a GenBank genome assembly.
AUGGGACGCCUACGCGAAGAUAUGAAACUGUACAAGUUGGUAGAUAUGCAUGGUGGAGGAGAACUGUUGCCGUGGUUCAGAUAUGCUCGGAGUAGUGGCGAUUACUCGUUGAUUGAUGGCUACUUGGAAACAAAAGUUCAAGAAUCAAUGUAUAAUCAAGGAAAAGGAAAACUCUACGCUAUAACCGAACUUGUGAAGAUUAGAAACAAGGAAAGAAAUGAGAGGUUGAGUGCCUUUUCUCGCAAGAAGGGUAAAGGCAAAAGUGGUCCAAAUGUUUUGGACGAAUUCAAACAAGAAGGAGAAAAUGUGGGAGAUCUGAAAAAAGCCCUGAAGUUGCUUGAUGGUGGAGGCAAAGGUGGAAAAAAUGAGUCAAAAUAUAGAGAAAUCACUUGGAGACUGGAAGAAAGAGGUGCUAUGGGUGAAACAAUCAUUGGCAUAUGUUUACUACAAGGGACAGAUGUUCAUAAUAAGUUAGCAAUGAAAAUUAUGGAAAGAUUUCCAAAAUUAAUCAAUGAUAUCCAUCUGUCUGAAGACUUUUAUGGCUUAUCCCCUCUACACCAAGCUGUUAUUAACCAAGAUUGUCAUAUGGUAUAUAUGUUGCUCAAAAAAGGGGCUGAUGUGAAUACUCGAUGUUAUGGGGCUUUCUUUUGUGCUGAGGAUCAGAAGGCUAGUCGAACGGAUUCGCUGGAGCACGAAUAUGUUGAGCUUUCACCAAAGACUAAUUAUACAGGACAUAUGUAUUUUGGCGAAUAUCCAUUGUCAUUUGCUGCCUGUAUGAAUCAUCCUGAUUGUUAUCGUCUCCUUAUAGCUUUCAAAGCAAAUCCAAAUGCUCAGGAUACUAAUGGGAAUACCGUACUUCAUAUGUGCGUCAUUCAUGAGAAUAUGGACAUGUUCCGUCUAGCUUUGGAAAGCGGAGCUCGAUUAAACAUUGCAAACAAGCAAAAUCUUACUCCACUGACCUUAGCCGCAAAGCUUGCAAAGAAAGAGAUGUUCAUGGAAAUCUUAGAGCUAGAAGGAGAUUCUGUAUGGGCUUACGGUGGAGCCUCAUCGACAGCCUAUCCGCUUGCCAAAAUAGACACCAUCAAUGAAUCGACAGGAGAGCUGAAUGAAGCGAGUGCUCUCUCACUGGUUGUAUAUGGGGAAUCAAAAGAACACUUAGAUCUGCUUGACGGACUUCUUGAAAGAGUUCUAGAAGCAAAAUGGCACGCUUUUGCAAAGAGAAGCAUGUUGCGGUCACUCGGCUCUUUUUUCUUUUAUUAUGUCGCAUUGUUUAUGGCGUUUACUCUUAGACCUGUUUCCAUGUCGACAUCGCAACUUACAUCUGGUUGGAUUACUUUCAAUGGAACGGUGCUCAACGAAACUUACAAACUCAACUCGUUUCCUACCAUAUGGACUUCAAGCGGUUACCAGACUUACCACGAAAAACUGACGCAGUGCCAUUUGCGCGACUACUGGGAUCCGAAUCUAACAAUAUGGCAGGGACCGGUGCGCGGUGGUUUUGAAAUAAUUGUUGUUUUAUGCGUCCUCAUGCAGCUAUUUAUGGAAAUCAAUGAUAUAAAAAGGAUAGGACGAAAAAAGUGGUGGGCAAUCCAUAAAGAAUUUCCGGCAAAAGUAGCAUACAAGUUCUCGUUUAUGCUGGUUUUGCUGAUGGUUCCUAUUAGAGCAGCUUGCAGUAUAGAUCCAACUCUUCUUGUUAUUGAUAAUGUUAUGUCAACGCUGGUUAUCAUAUCUACCACUGUGCAUUUCCUCUACUAUUGCAGAGCUAUCAAAUUUGUUGGUCCAUUUGUCUUGAUGGUAUACAAAAUCAUUGCCACUGAUAUCCGACGUUUCCUACUAAUUUACGGCAUCUUCCUUAUGGGUUUUUCUCAAGCAUUCUAUCUAGUGUUUCUCAGUUGCGAACGUGAACAUAUGGAAUUGGAAAAGAAAGGACUGCAAGGGAAAUUCCAAAACGUCAUUCAGAAUCCUGUGGAGGCAUUUAUUCGUACUUUCAUCUUGACUAUAGGCGAAUUCACUGUUCUCUACAGAAAUCUCGCACUAUGUCCAGCGAAAAUUAUGAAUGGAAUCGGAAAGAUUGUUUUCCUCAUAUUCGAGCUUGGAGUAUCGAUUCUGCAGUUUAAUCUGCUUAUUGCUAUGAUGACUAGAACUUAUGACACCAUUUUCAGAACAAGAAAGGAGUAUAAACGACAAUGGGCACAAGUUAUUUUGAUGCUAGAGCUCUCACUCAAGCCACAAGACCGCCUAAUGUAUCUUCUACAAUAUUCGCGCCCUAUCGGCACAAAUAAGAAAUUGCGCAGUUUUGUUGUUAUCAAAAACAUUUAUCAAGAUAAAACUAAAGAGGAAGUUGCUCAUGCUAAGGAAGAGAAAGCUAAGAAAGUAAUCGAAGAAAGAAAGGCGCUUUUGAAACGACGACUGAAGGAUAUGGAAAUUCGUGAAGGGAUUCGUCCGAUGACAUCGAGGCCGAUCAGCAGUUAUCUAAAAAUACAGGAAAAUUAA